Manihot esculenta (cassava) is the source of this 1328-nucleotide messenger RNA. Its product is annotated as probable aquaporin PIP1-2. Lineage: Eukaryota; Viridiplantae; Streptophyta; Magnoliopsida; Malpighiales; Euphorbiaceae. Gene Ontology annotation, biological process: response to water deprivation; transmembrane transport. The transcript has 4 exons. Bases 94 to 957 code for a protein of 287 amino acids. The record is from RefSeq and is a predicted model, not a curated record. Gene Ontology annotation, cellular component: plasmodesma; vacuole; plasma membrane. Gene Ontology annotation, molecular function: water channel activity.
ACACUCUCCACUGAUCAAAAUCAAACGGUCCCUAGCAAGCCUCUGAUUAUCAACUUUCAGUAUCUUGGCAUUUUUCUUUGUAGCUAAACAGCAAUGGAGGGCAAGGAAGAAGAUGUUAGAUUGGGAGCUAACAAGUACAGGGAGACGCAGCCCAUCGGUACGGCGGCUCAGACCCAAGAUGACAAGGACUACACUGAGCCACCACCAGCGCCGCUGUUCGAGCCAUCGGAGCUCACUUCUUGGUCCUUUUACAGGGCUGGAAUUGCAGAAUUCAUAGCCACUUUCUUGUUCUUAUACAUUUCUGUUUUAACUGUUAUGGGUGUGGUUAAGGCACCCACCAAGUGUUCGACCGUGGGGAUUCAAGGGAUCGCUUGGGCCUUUGGUGGGAUGAUCUUCGCUCUUGUCUACUGUACUGCUGGCAUUUCAGGAGGUCACAUAAAUCCGGCGGUGACAUUUGGGCUGUUUUUGGCAAGGAAACUGUCCUUGACAAGGGCUUUGUACUACAUGGUGAUGCAGUGUCUUGGAGCCAUAUGUGGUGCUGGUGUAGUGAAAGGAUUUGAAGGGCGUAAACAGUAUACUUUGUUGGGCGGUGGUGCCAAUAGUGUGAACCCAGGUUACACCAAAGGCGACGGGCUCGGUGCUGAAAUUGUUGGCACUUUUGUUCUUGUCUACACUGUCUUCUCCGCCACUGAUGCCAAACGUAAUGCCAGAGACUCCCAUGUUCCGAUUUUGGCACCUUUGCCAAUUGGCUUCGCUGUGUUCUUGGUGCACUUGGCAACUAUCCCAAUUACAGGAACUGGUAUCAACCCAGCUCGUAGUCUCGGUGCAGCAAUCAUCUUCAACAAUGACAAAGGCUGGGAUGAUCAUUGGAUUUUCUGGGUGGGUCCAUUUAUUGGAGCAGCACUUGCAGCUCUGUACCACCAAGUUGUGAUCAGAGCCAUGCCUUUCAAGAAGUGAUCAUCAUGAUUGAUGCAUAUGUUUCAAGAUCAAGAUCAAGCUCAAGCUCAAGCUGAAGCUCAGUUUGUUAGCUUUUCUCUCUGUUUGAUUUACUGUGUACCUGUAUCUAUAUGAGCACCAUGUAAUAAUAGAAUCAUGUUGUCCUUGUCAAGAUCCUAUCUUUUUUCAUUUUUGGAAGGGAAGCAAGGUGGGGUCAUGGGUUGCAAGGUGGGCCCAUCUGGCUGUGUGUAUUCGUAUGAUUGUAAUUAUGUGUAUGGUUGUGAUUCCAUUUCUGCGAUGUCGUUGUCUUUGUCACCGACCAAAAACCUACUUUCGUAGGUCAUGCUCUAAAAGUAAAAUAAUAGACAAGUGCCAACUUGCCAUUUUUUCCA